Messenger RNA from Dalotia coriaria, 364 nucleotides. It is a transcript of the gene mRpL33, whose product is annotated as mitochondrial ribosomal protein L33. Gene Ontology annotation, biological process: translation. Lineage: Eukaryota; Metazoa; Arthropoda; Insecta; Coleoptera; Staphylinidae. Gene Ontology annotation, cellular component: ribosome; mitochondrion. The record is from RefSeq and is a predicted model, not a curated record. The coding region runs from base 113 to 313 and encodes 66 amino acids. The transcript is spliced from 3 exons. Gene Ontology annotation, molecular function: structural constituent of ribosome.
AAAUGAAACUUGCAGCUCCCUCUAGUUGCUCUCUUAAUAAACAAAUUUUUAUGUUUAUGGGUUAGGACCGAUUGAAAACUUAACAAUAUUAUUGAUAAUAUUGCUUCUCAGCAUGUUAUUAACAAGAAUUUUGUGUAAGAAAGUUAAGAGCAAGCAUAUAAUGGUUCAGAUGGAGAGCGUAGUUACAGGGCACACAUUUAAUAAAAUCAGGGAGAGAUUGGCUGAUAAAUUGGAAAUGAUUCGGUUUGAUCCAUUUGUGCAAGAUAAAGUGGUUUACAGAGAGAAGAAGCGCGUCCGCAGUAUGAAAUUUUAAUGUACAAAUGUAUUAAUUGUAGUUUUUCCAAAUAAAUUAGAAUAUAAUUCA